Linepithema humile (Argentine ant) is the source of this 3819-nucleotide messenger RNA. Lineage: Eukaryota; Metazoa; Arthropoda; Insecta; Hymenoptera; Formicidae. The record is from RefSeq and is a predicted model, not a curated record.
AUCAUCGGUUUAAGUCUGUUCAAGCUGAUGAAAUUGGUUGCAAGAGCGAAAUUAUGAUUAUUCAUAAUAACGUGUGAAUUGAUUAGGUAAAAAAAGAGCUUAUCAACUCAAAUUUUAAAAUGAGAAUCGUCAAUCACGGCCUUUGAGAAACCAUACACGGUAAAAUCAACAACAUACACAUGAUAAGUAUUUUCGAUUUGGAUACCGAGCUUGAUGCUAUGCCAUGAAUGCGAUAAGAGCGCUAUAGAUUAAUAUUGCUCGGAAUACACGAUAACACAUUUACGAAUUUAACAGAACAUUGCGUUAAUGUUAACUAUACAAUUUCGUCAAUAUUUGUUAAAAUUAAUAAAAAUGCGCACAAGUUCCAGAAACUUAAAUCUAACAUCAUGUUAAAAAUGAGGGAGAGUUAACGAUAAUAAUUAACGUCGAAAUGUUAUCGAAAUUACACAUUUGUAUAGUGGGCACCGGAGUACGAAAGGGAUAACAUAUCGAAUGACGAAGGUUCAGUGAGCGCAGACUACGCCCAUGCAAUCUCCCGCGACCGUCGUCCCACCGUCCCGCUCGCCUCCUCGCCACGGAGAACUACACGCGCGAGGCGUAUGCGCCGACCACGCCAACAGCCUCCACGUGCUGCCGAACGACACUCAGCCGCCCCAAAUUGUAGGUCGCCGCCGUCGAUUCGCGAGGAAGGGGAACGGAGGGCAGGCGAUAGCACGACGACGGUCGGGGACGGGAAAGGGUGAUGGAAAGAGAAGAGCAGAGGGGAGUCCGGAUCGUGCGCCCGUGCGUGUGCGCUACGACCGUGAUCGCUCGCUGCACGGCCAAGGAAGUAAACAUUGUACAGUACGAUUGGCCGGCCCCGAGGCGGCAGGUCUUUCGCUUUUCCUUCCUGUCCACUGUUUUUGAGAAGAGAAAGAAGAUUCUUUUUUCUUUUUUUUGAAGUGUUUACGCGAUUUUCGCUCACGAGUUUUGCUUCACUUCGAAUUAAUCUCUCGAUCGUUGGAUUGAAAUCCGGAUCCUUCUUUCGCCGAAUCUCCCGCCGUUAACUUUCGCCGCCGCUACCUCUCAUUUGGAUGUCGCUAAAGCGAGAAUCAGUGAUAACCAGCGCCCAGAGAGUGGAAUACGCCGAGGUGUAACGUGACGCAAACAGUCUCUCGUCAUCUUCGAUGUUGGGUUACUACCAGACAGAAUCAAUGCCGAAUCCAGCGAUGUCGAUGUCGAUGCCGAUACCCGGCGGUAUGGCCACCAGUCCGGAAACGAUGAAUCCGGUGAAGAGCCUGGUGUGCAGUCCGGAUCUCACGAUAUUCGCCGCGCCGAGGUGCAGCAGCGCGGAGACCGCGGAGGCCGUGGAUCCUGCUAGCCCGACGAUAGCGGUAGCGGGGAAGUAUCAGUGUAUGGUUUGUCAGAAGAGCUUCGCGCAGAAGAGCAUGUUCCAGAGUCAUCUGAGGUCACACGGUAAGGAGGGCGGAGAUCCCUACAGCUGCAACAUCUGCGGCAAGACGUUCGCCGUGCCGGCGCGGCUGACGCGUCACUUUCGCACCCACACCGGCGAGAAGCCGUAUGAGUGCGAGUACUGCAGCAAGUCGUUUUCGGUGAAGGAGAACCUCAGCGUGCAUCGGCGCAUCCACACGAAGGAACGGCCGUACAAAUGCAACAUUUGCGGACGCGCGUUUGAGCACAGCGGCAAACUACAUCGUCACAUGCGUAUCCACACCGGCGAACGGCCGCACAAGUGCACCGUGUGCGCCAAGACGUUCAUACAGAGCGGCCAGCUGGUGAUACACAUGCGUACGCAUACCGGCGAAAAACCGUACGUGUGCAAGUCGUGCAAGAAGGGCUUUACCUGUUCGAAGCAACUGAAGGUGCACACGCGCACCCACACCGGCGAGAAACCGUACACCUGCGACAUUUGCCGCAAGGCGUUCGGCUACAACCAUGUCCUCAAACUGCACCAGGUAUCACACUACGGCGAAAAGGUGUACAAGUGCACGAUCUGCAACGAGACCUUCGGCUCCAAGAAGACGAUGGAGCUGCACAUCAAGAAGCAUCCGGAAUCGCCGGCGUCCGUCACAACCGCCAUCACCGACAACAGUAUCUCCUCACCCGCGACGAUCGGCUUGCCGAUUGAGCCGGAUAUCGAGAUCUCCCAGGCCGGCGACGGAGGCGGCGGAGGAAGAAGUGACGGCGGCACCGGUCUUGGUCCAACCGUUGUACCGAUGAGUCCGAGUCUACCCGGUAUCGUUGCGGAUAAUAAGGAAGAUUUGAAGACUGAAGAGGCCUAUCCGGAUUCGACGACGAGCCCUUACGCCGUUCAGCGCGACUUUGCGUACUACCUGUAUUCCAACACUCGGGAGCAGCAGCAAUAUCCACAACCGAUGGUUGCACCGCCGUUGAACCCGACGGAACCAAUGCUGACUGAUAUCGACGAGAAGCGCUUCCAGGCGAGCGUAGUGGUGACGACGCCACUGGAACCGGCGGGCCAUCGCAUGUUCUUCUAUCCCGAGUCGGCGUAUAGCAGCUUAGGCCUGUCCGCUGGUGGCGGCGUAGACCUUGACGCCACCGACUGCUCGCCUCUGUUACAUCUGCCGGGUAACGAUGCGCGUCGCAAGGUCGAGGCCGCCUUGAAGGCUGUUGAAGAGGAGCGUCAGAGGCAAGAAUACGGCGGGAUCGUCAAAGUCGACCAAGAUCCUUUACUCACACCGCCGAACAGUAAUCCCGAGAGCCCGGUGUCAUCACCGGAGCUAGCGCUGGACCUGGCGAUUCCACCGCGGGAGACGCUCAUUCUGCCGCCCAGGAAACGCAGCAAGAUGAUCCUUCAGUCCAUGGAGAGCGAAUACAGGAGCAGGAAUGGCCUAAUGGCGGCCUCGCAGAGGCAGAGCUCUGUCAUUCAGUUCGCACGAACCUCAUAGUGAACACUCUGAAGCCUAUGAAGCUUUGAAGACCACGUGAUUUCAGGAACUGAACGAAAGUUUCUCCCGAAGCUAGUGACGUCAAAGUUGAGAGCUGUAAGAAAUUAUUCUUCGGUUAGCAAGUUUGUAAAAAAAAAAAUUCGGGAAACUUAGAAACUUACACGAAUCCCGCUGGUCUUCCGACGAUUUCAGUGAUAAUCGCAAAGCGCGCAAACAACAGACGAAUAAUUGAAACUGCAAUUCCGGGAGGCACGAUGGCUUCUUGUUAUUUCCGAGAUCGGACAGUAAAAAGGUGCCCAAACGUGCCUCUUCAGCGAAUCUUGAAUGUAACGCGAGUGUAUUGCAGCUCGUUGGCCGUCUUAUCUUUCCAUUCAUAAUCUGCAAAAAAAAAAAACUGCUCACGCUGAGUCAGUUGAAGUUGAAGCCGCUUUCGUUACUUAAUAAUAAUUAAUAAUAAUUAAUAAUAAUUAAUAAUAAUUAACGCAGUCGGUGAAUUGCGUGUAUUUUCCUAAUAGCUUACGAGCGACAACACUCGCGCCUACUUCUCAAUCUUGUUCGAUAGUCUCUCAGCUUUUAAGACUUUAAUAAUACAUGCAGGUCGGAUGCAUGUCGGAUGCAUAGUAAGAGGUAAAGAGAUAUUCUUCGAUGGCACAGAUCGCAUUGUGCUCGAUGAAGUAGUUGCGCGAACAUGAUACGCGCACGCAAAUCGCUCGACAACAAAGGAACGUAAUUCCGCAAAAUCAAAUUAUUUAAAAAAAUUGAGAUAAUUUUUUUUUUAAGUGGAAAUUAUUUACAAAUGCAAAGCUUUUCCUAUAAAAGUCGAAACAUAAUUUACGGCUACACCAAAUAUAUUUUUUUUAAAAGUUUAUUAAAUUUUAUGUAUAAUUUUAAUUCGUAUGUUAUAUUUAUA